Messenger RNA from Physeter macrocephalus (sperm whale), 508 nucleotides. RefSeq names its product protein S100-A6. The record is from RefSeq and is a predicted model, not a curated record. Gene Ontology annotation, molecular function: calcium-dependent protein binding; calcium ion binding; S100 protein binding. The transcript is spliced from 3 exons. Bases 145 to 417 code for a protein of 90 amino acids. Gene Ontology annotation, cellular component: nucleus; perinuclear region of cytoplasm. NCBI's taxonomy places the organism in Eukaryota, Metazoa, Chordata, Mammalia, Artiodactyla, Physeteridae.
GGGCAGGGUGGGGCGCGGGCGGGCAGUGGGCGGCCGGCCUCCCGGAAGCGCCGCUAUAAGGCUGGAGGGCUGGCCACACAGCCAUCCCCCUCGGCCGCUCCUUCUCGCUUCGCUGCAGUCGCGCUCUGAGCCCAGCCUUCAGCCAUGGCGCGCCCCCUGGAUCAGGCUGUUGGCCUCCUGGUGACCAUCUUCCACAAGUACUCCGGUCAGGAGGGAGACAAGAACACUCUGAACAAGAGUGAACUGAAGGAGCUGAUCCAGAAGGAGCUCACCAUUGGCGCGAAGCUGCAGGAUGCUGAAAUUGCAAAGCUGAUGGACGACCUGGACCGGAACAAGGACCAGGUGGUGAACUUCCAAGAAUAUGUCACCUUCCUGGGGGCCUUGGCCAUGAUCUACAAUGACAUCCUCCGGGGCUGAAAAUAAAUUGGGAAGGUGGAGACACCCUCUAGCUGGCCUGUCUAGUGGUGGGUAAUUGUACAAUAAAUUUUUUUUUUUUUGGUUAAAUCUA